Molecule: messenger RNA, 1011 nt
Organism: Fusarium tjaetaba
Lineage: Eukaryota; Fungi; Ascomycota; Sordariomycetes; Hypocreales; Nectriaceae
Exons: 7
Coding region: 1-1011 (336 amino acids)
Biological process (GO): lipid metabolic process
Source: RefSeq, a predicted model, not a curated record
AUGUGGGCUUCAAAAUUUCUCAAGGGUCGAAAUACAAGAGCAAUCACAAAGACUUCAAUCGCAGCAGCUGCCUCAGCGCCAACAUCGCAAGCUGAAUUCAGUGCCAACUCACAAGCGUUCUCGGUGGCUAUGACCGAGCUGCUAGAAUGCCUAGAUUUCGUGCUUGAUCAGCUGGAUGAUCAAGGAGAACAUGGAGAUUUGUUGCAGUUCCACCUGUCACGGCUUGCCAAGGAGAUAUCCAAGUACGAAAACUCGAAGGUUAAUGAACAAGCUUCACAGCCAUGGACGGGAUGCGCAUGCUCCGUCUAUAAACCAGACAUCCAUCCUGGAGGUGACCUCGUACCAGUGAUCUCACGAACACCUUCUAUCACUGGAACAGUCAAAGCAACUUCGAUAUGGAAGUCAGAAGAUACAAAUACCUUAAGGACUCUGCCUCAGUUUUCCUGUCUUGAGGCCUUGCCGGGCAUCAAGGAACAGAUAUAUGCCCACAGUGGAUUCUUGGCUUGUGCAGCUACUCUUCUUCCCUGGCUUACUGAGGAGAUCAUUCGUCAAAUCACAGUCGACGAGGGCUUAAAGGAUAUAGUAUUCACAGGCCACUCGGCUGGCGGAGCAGUUGCAGCCAUGGUCUUUCUGCACUUUGUUUGCCAUUGCCCAAGUGAAUUAUCAAAUGCCAAGUUCUCACUCAUUACGUUUGGAGCCCCGCCUGUGACUUCAACUAAUAUCACUGAGCUGGCUCGAAGCCUUCCUCAAACUCGACAUAUCUAUGCCGUUGUCAACGAACACGACUUAGUUCCGAGGGUUGAUCAAAGCUAUAUCACAUCAAUCAUCAGUUUGUACCGAGCAGCCUACGGGUUACCAUUGUCUGAUUUCAAUAACACGACAUUUACAAACAACCCACAAGCAGAUGGAAAUAAGGACGCUGUAUGGAAACUUCCUCCGCCUGACUUUUAUGUCGUUGGAAAUGUCAUUGUUCUGAGAGCAAAACUCGAUUACGAUGCUUUACAAAGCUAG